CGACGAGAAGAGAAAAAACGUCGUUCAAAUUGAAAAUUUCUGGCAAAGACAACAGAAGUUCUUCCACGCAGUCAGUAAGGCGUUAGACCAAUUUGUUGAGUCUUUAAAUAAAGAAGUGAAGUAUCUUGGAGAACAUCCCGAGAUGACUGGGAUGAAUAAAGAAACGAGUCAGGUGAUGUCUGACACUUUGAGCUUACUCACCAACAUAUUUAAAACAACAAAUCAGAACAUUUCAUGUGUUGGUGAUUCGACGUUUAAAGCGACUUUAAAAACUAUAGCGGAAAUGAAAUCACAUCUCACCGACGAGAAUGAAGAAAUAGUGAUACAGAAGUAUCACCAACUUGAAACGAUGAACUCGUGGAACAUCCCAUUAAUGUAUAACAAUUUCUUACACCCAUUUAUAACACUCUUUGACGCGGGAAGUGUCUUUUUUAAUCAGAACGAAACGCUGGACAUAUUGGUCUCGGAAGCACAGGAAUUGAAACAACAGUACUUCAUCCAACAUAGUCAACCUUCCGCGUUAUAUUGUAAUAAGUCAAUCACUUCUAUUUUGGUGACGGAACAGAGAAACAACUCACAACUUCCACUUGCUAUUGAGUCAAUAGUCAAUUACUUAUACGAAAAGGGAUUCAACGUCCCUGGGAUCUUCAGAGAAAUCACGACGGGGAAUAAACAACAAAUUGACGACUUGUAUCAUCGCCUCUCGAUAUCAUCGUUUGAAGACUUCCAACCGGAUCUGGUUGCCGCGGUGUUCAAGAAGUUUCUGAGAGAACUUCCUGAGCAUUUGUUUGAUGCGGAAGUGACGAAAUUAACGAUUAAAAAUUAUGAGAUGAAUGGAGUUGUUGGUCUGAAGAACUCGUUGACUGAAUUACUCCCAGAGAACUUCACGAUGUUUAAACAGUUGGUGCGACUCCUCUCGAAAAUCACGGCGUACGAAGAUAUCAAUUUAAUGAACGCAAAGAACUUGGCAGUCUGUUUGGCACCAACCCUCUUUUCAUUUGAAGACAUCGAUACACUGUCCCUCGCGAAGUGCAUUCAACUGCUGGAAGUGUAUAUCUCGAAGUUUGCGGAAAUCUUCCCCGACGACGUCGAUCAAUUGGUGUUCAGGAAGUCGAGAGCAUUGAAACGAGCAACAAAAGUCCUUGGCGGGAAUGACGCGGAAGUGCUUGGGAUGAUCCAAAAGCGCGCGGAAAGAAAGAAACUGCCCACGAAGAAAAAGCCAUUGCCCGAUCUUACUGUUGCAAAGCAAAAACAAAAGGAACAAAAGGACGUGAAAGACUUGAAAGAGAACAAAGAGGUCAAAGAAACAAAAGAAGCCAAAGAGAAAAUGCGCCCACAAACGGCUUUGCCAAAAACACCAGUCGUCAAAGAGAAGAAAAGAAUGCAACAACAACAAGAUAUCACUUUUGUGUUUGGAAAGUCGAAACCAAAGCAAACAAGUACUCAACCAAGUGCAAAGGAUAAAGAAAAAGAUAAAGUGACAGUACAAGACAGGGUUAAUCAUUAUCAAAGCAACCACUGA
Messenger RNA from Entamoeba invadens IP1, 1522 nucleotides. RefSeq lists its product as hypothetical. The transcript is spliced from 2 exons. Gene Ontology annotation, molecular function: GTPase activator activity. Gene Ontology annotation, biological process: signal transduction. The annotation marks the transcript as partial. Lineage: Eukaryota; Evosea; Mastigamoebida; Endamoebidae. The record is from RefSeq and is a predicted model, not a curated record.